AUGGAUUUACUCUACCGCAGCGCUAAACAACGUCACCGUGAUAAUGCACGAAUCCUUACCAAUAUAGCACAAAACAAACGUAAUCGAGAAUUAGCAAAACAAACAACGGCAUCGUCAUUUAAUACUACAUCAUCUACUACAACACCACCAUCCACUACAUCACUUACUUCAACAACUAACUCACUCAUUUUAAAAGGCAUUGAAAAUUUUUCUGGUACUCCCGAUCUCCGAGAUCAUUUCAAUGCAGCACGUUUAUCUUUCGAAGACACACGUGCACUUAUCUCUCAAUAUCUAAUCGAAAAAAUGGAUGCUAUUAAAGCUGGUAUUGAAAAAGCAAAAGAAACUGUACAAGGCAAAAAAGCCGAAGAAGAAGCACGUAAAGCUAGUGAUCCAACUGUAAAACCAAGUGAACGCGUUGAUGCUGCAGUCGAAUAUGGUAAAGCUAAAAUGAAGGAAGCAGAACAUGCUUGUAAAGCUGAAUGCAACAAAGACAAACAUGUUUGCCAUUAA
Messenger RNA from Rotaria sordida, 510 nucleotides. The record is from the annotation of a GenBank genome assembly. NCBI's taxonomy places the organism in Eukaryota, Metazoa, Rotifera, Eurotatoria, Philodinida, Philodinidae.